AUGGAUCUGGCGGGCUACCAGGCGCUGGUUUGGUCGCUGUCGGGCGUGCUGCUGGCCUUCUUCGCCGGCUUUGCCAUCAUCUACACCUACAUCCGCCACAAGCGGCAGCAGGACAAGAUCCAUUUCGACCAGGAGGAGUUCAUCACCGCGCGGCGACAGGUCUCCACCGUGCGCAUCGGCUGGUCCUUCUUUGCCGGAGCGCUGGGCGCCUGGGUCAUCUCCUCCCCGCCCGCCUACACCGGCUCGGGCUACAACUACGGCGCCGGCGGCAUCGGCCUCGCCUUCUACUCCCUCUCCUCCGGCCUGCCCGUCAUCAUGAUCGCGUUCGCUGGGGAGGUCAUCCGGCGCAAGGUGCCCCACGUGCUGAGCCUGACCGACUUCAUGGGGUGGCGGUACGGCUACGUGGCCAAGACGUACGUCGUACUGCUCUGCAUAUUCAACAUGUCCAUCGACGGCUCCAGCGACGCGGGCAAGGAGCUGGGCGGCGAGGGCCAGUUUGGGGCCAAGCGCACCUCGGACGACGAGCUGGCGGCAGCUGGUCAGGCCAAGGUUGUGAUCGAGGAGGUGACGGAGGUCUGA
Messenger RNA from Chlorella variabilis, 579 nucleotides. RefSeq lists its product as hypothetical. Lineage: Eukaryota; Viridiplantae; Chlorophyta; Trebouxiophyceae; Chlorellales; Chlorellaceae. The record is from RefSeq and is a predicted model, not a curated record. Bases 1 to 579 code for a protein of 192 amino acids. The transcript is spliced from 5 exons.